GAAAAGUGAAGCCGAUGCGACAGUGCUUUAAAGUGCAAUACCUCGGAGGGCCAUAAUAUCGUGCUGUUCGAUUGGCAGCCAGUGGAUCAGACAGGUUUAGACCCUGGAUAUAAAAAGGUUUAGACCCACUGAGCCGCAAUAUGUUCGACGAUUUCUAAAGUAAACAAACUUGCACCGGAAGUGUUUCGAGCUCGUGCCACGUCAGAGAAAAAAAACAGUGGUGGAGCUGGGUGAGUUUCCCCGGUCCUUAGAGCUCUCUGUCCCCGGCUCUGUGCUUUCUAGCCCCGGCGCUGUGUACUCAGUGUCCCCGGCUCUGUGUACUCUCUGCCCCAGGCUCUGUGCAUCCUGUUCCCGGCUCUGUGUGUUCUGUCCGCGGCUCUAAGUGUUCCCCGCCCCCUGCUCUGUGUGUUCUGUCCGCCGCUCUGAGAGCUCUCUUUCACCGGUUCUGUGUGUCGUGUCCCCGGCUCUUAGCGGUCUGGCCCCGGUGCUCUGUGCUCUCUGUCCCCGGUUCUGUUCUCUUCUCUCCCCGCUGCUGUGCGCUCUCUGCCCGGUGCUGUCACAAUGCUGACCCUGGGUCUGGGCUGUGUUCUGCUACAUGUGUUCGUGGUGUUCGGCACCGAGUUGACGUUUGAGCUGCCGGACAACGACAAGCAGUGUUUCUACGAAGAGCUGGAGAAAGACGUGAAGUUUGACAUAGACUUCCAGGUCAUUGCAGGGGGCAACUAUGAUGUGGACUGCUUCGUCACCGACCCUCAGAACAACGUGUUGUACAAUGAAAAGAAGAAGCAGUACGACAGCUUCUCUCACACCACGGCCAUGAAGGGAGUCUACAAGGUCUGCUUCAGCAAUGAGUUCUCCUCUUUUACCUACAAGACGGUGUACCUGGAUUUCCGCCACGGAGAAGAGGAGCCUCUCAUGCCGAACAUGAACAGAAACUCAGCUCUGACCCAGGUAUCUUUGAGAAUAUAGAUCACCCGGUUGAACAUGGCGGGUUUCCUGAAGGCUCUGAUCACCUCGUCCAGAGGCGCCGCCGCCGCCGGACUGUCCCUGAACCCCGCGGCGGUGUCACCGGCCGCCGCCCGCCUCCACAGACCGCAGCGCAGGAACUAUGCUACAAAGCGCAUCAAGGUGGCGCAGCCGGUGGUGGAGAUGGACGGAGACGAGAUGACUCGCAUCAUAUGGGAGUUCAUCAAAGAGAAGCUCAUCCUGCCAAACGUGGCUGUGGAGCUGAAGUACUUUGACCUGGGUCUGCCCUACCGAGACCAGACCGAUGACCAGGUCACCAUAGACUCUGCACUGGCAACUCAGAAAUACAACGUGGCCGUCAAGUGUGCCACCAUCACUCCCGAUGAGGCCAGGGUUGAGGAAUUUAAGCUCAAGAAGAUGUGGAAGAGUCCAAAUGGAACCAUCAGGAACAUCUUGGGUGGCACAGUUUUCCGUGAACCAAUCCUCUGUCGAAAUAUUCCCCGUCUUGUUCCUGGUUGGACGCUGCCCAUAACGAUCGGCAGACAUGCUUUUGGCGAUCAGUACAGAGCCACAGACUUCGUUGUUGAGGAGCCAGGAAAGUUCAAGAUGGUGUUUGCUCCAGCUGAUGGAAGCAAGCCGAGGGAGUGGGAGGUGUACGACUUCCCCGCCGGGGGCUGUGGGAUGGGAAUGUACAACACUGAUGAGUCCAUCACUGGAUUCGCUCACAGCUGCUUCCAGUAUGCCAUCCAGAAGAGGUGGCCUCUGUACUUGAGCACCAAAAACACCAUCCUGAAGGCCUACGACGGCCGCUUCAAGGACAUCUUCCAGGACAUCUUUGAGAGGAAUUAUAAGCCCGAGUUUGACAAGCUGAAGAUCUGGUACGAGCACCGCCUCAUCGAUGACAUGGUGGCUCAGGUCCUGAAGUCGUCCGGAGGCUUUGUUUGGGCCUGUAAGAACUACGACGGAGACGUGCAGUCCGACAUUCUGGCUCAGGGCUUUGGGUCUCUGGGUCUCAUGGCAUCAGUGCUCGUUUGUCCUGACGGUAAGACCAUCGAGGCCGAGGCUGCACACGGCACCGUCACCAGGCACUACCGUGAACACCAGAGGGGAAGACCAACCAGCACCAACCCCAUUGCCAGUGUCUUCGCCUGGACCAGGGGACUGGAGCACAGAGGCAAACUGGAUGGAAACCCUGAUUUGAUAAGAUUCUCCCAGACGUUAGAAAAAGUCUGUGUGGAAACUGUGGAAAGUGGUUUGAUGACCAAGGACCUUGCAGGCUGCAUCCAUGGCUUGGCCAACUGCAAGCUGAAUGAACAUUACAUCAACACAUCAGACUUCCUGGAUGCGAUAAGGACCAACCUGGACAAAGCUCUGGGCAAAUGAUGAACAUUCACUUCCUAAAACAAAUCCCGUCUGUGGAUUUUAAGCCUCUUUUCACCACUUAGUCGUUUGUAUAAACCUUUGUAUCCAAUUUCAAAGGAAACAAGUAUUGUGCCUUUUUGUAUUUGUAUAGCUUGCUUAGUUUUCCUCUGCCUUUUCUCUGCCAACACUUUUUAUUGCACAAAUUGAAUGAUUUUAUUGUAUGAAUCUUUAUUAGUUCUAAUGUUAACUUAUAAUGAACAUAUCAGCCUUUCAAUUUAAUGGAAUGCAUCAGAGUCUCUGAAUUAUCUGUAUAAUUCCAUGUUUUGCACUUUUCUUAUGAAUACAAACAGUAAUUAUUGAUAAUCAAUCACUAACAAGCA
This is a messenger RNA of Pleuronectes platessa (European plaice), 2708 nucleotides long. RefSeq names its product isocitrate dehydrogenase [NADP], mitochondrial-like. Gene Ontology annotation, molecular function: NAD binding; magnesium ion binding; isocitrate dehydrogenase (NADP+) activity. NCBI's taxonomy places the organism in Eukaryota, Metazoa, Chordata, Actinopteri, Pleuronectiformes, Pleuronectidae. Gene Ontology annotation, cellular component: mitochondrion. The record is from RefSeq and is a predicted model, not a curated record. Gene Ontology annotation, biological process: isocitrate metabolic process. The transcript is spliced from 15 exons.